Molecule: messenger RNA, 1690 nt
Organism: Octopus bimaculoides (California two-spot octopus)
Lineage: Eukaryota; Metazoa; Mollusca; Cephalopoda; Octopoda; Octopodidae
Product: store-operated calcium entry-associated regulatory factor
Biological process (GO): regulation of store-operated calcium entry
Cellular component (GO): endoplasmic reticulum membrane
Source: RefSeq, a predicted model, not a curated record
AUGAUACCACCGUAUGAGUUAAAAUUUAUUAACAAACAAAGAACAGGUAAUUUAUUAUAAUUACAGCAUUAAUGACAAGGGCGACUAUAUUUCUUUUGCAGCCUCCACCCGCUUCGCUUGGUUAUCGUCACCCCGCCUCUUCUUGCCCUCGUCUCGAUCUGAGAUAUAUUCCACAGAAAUCAAUAAUGUUUAGCUUCCGACGUAAAAUACCGUUAAGUGACACGUGUUUCUGCUUUGACUAUAAACAAAACGGCCACCUGUCGUUAUUAGAAAAAUCGGUAAAUUUCAGAGACGACGACAAAGUAUAACUGUUAAAGCUAGCUUCUGUUAAUUUUGUUUAACCCCAGGUAAGACAUGCUAUAACUGACACACGAUCAAAAGCAUUCCAGCUGUGACCAUCCCGUCUUUUUAUAUAUCGAAGGCUACAUUAUUAUCUAAAGUGUUCUUCCUUCACUUUUGAGACGACAGGUUGUGAUUUAAAGAAGAAGGUGUUAUUAAUUACGAUUGGAACGGACACCGACAGAGGUUUUUUUCUCCCCCAUUUAUUUAUUUACAUUCACAUUUUCAGUUUCACUUUGAAUAUUCUCUCUUCCGGAAACAUUUUCUGAUUAACUGGGAAAUACUAGAAGGUAUAUGUUUAACUUUAAAUCAACAGUUAUUGUUUCUGUUUCUUGAUCAGCUUUAAAAAAAAAACUAACAAACAAACAAAACAAAACGUUUUAUCUUUGGUAAAGAAAACGAAGAAUACAGAAUACGGUUGUGAUGAGUAUCUUUUCUUUAAUUUAUGUACUUCUGUUAAUAUGUUUGAAAGAAACAGAAGGAAGGAAAGUACUUUUGAGAGACAUUAAAACCAUAACAUUAACUCAAGGCCAAAUGACCAGCGCAAGAAGAUCUUCGCCAGUGCCACAAUUAAAAUGUACGGGAGGAUCGGCAGGUUGUCGUAGUUUCGUCCCUAACAAUGUCCAGUGUUACAACAAAGGAUGGGACGGUUUUGAUAUUCAAUGGAAAUGUGAAACAGACAUGAAGAAAAAAUAUCGUUUCGGAAAGAUUGCUGUGUCUUGUGAAGGUUACGAUUACCCCAAUGACCCUUAUAUUCUUGCAGGAUCUUGUGGUUUGGAAUAUGAAAUUGACUACAUAAACACACACCGUAAACACUCAAGCAAAUUUACUAAAAGCUCUCAUCAUUCUAUUAACUCCGGUUUUGAGUUUGGUGAAAUUAUUUGGAUACUUUGCGUAUUACUUUGCAUCUUACUUGUAUAUCGUCUCUGUCUCAGCCGUAAUAAUAACAGGUGCAGAAUGUUUACAAAUUCAAAUAAUUCUGGUGAAAUGCCACCCGGAACUUACCCGAGAGAUCCACCACCACCCUACGGCUUUAGGCCGGAAUAUUACCCGCAACAAAACACUAAUAGUUUCGAAGACUCUCAACAACCAGGCUUCUUUUCUGGUAUGGGAACUGGUGGUGUGUUGGGUUACGUCCUAGGUAAAGAGCCUGGUUAUUCCCGUUGUGACACUUCCCCUGGUUAUCACCAUUCCAAUGAUUACCAUCCUCCGUCAGACUGGUUUGGAACUUCUCAGUCCUCGCAUAAUUAUGUAUCUUCAAGUGAUUCGAGUGACGAUGAUGACUCAAGGGCAGCAGUUGGUUUCGGCGGGACAACACGGCGAUAAAAUAAAAUAGUUUUCUACUAAUUUG